AUGAUAUCCCUUGCCAUCUUCGAUUUCGAUGGCACACUCUUUGACACCCAUGAAUCCAUCUCUCAGACAAUCAAAUUGACUUUCGACUCCCUCCUCCCCACUCAUGCCCCUCCUCAAUCUGAAAUCCACCGCCUCAUCUCUAGCGGCGCCGGUCUAGCAGAUACAUUCCAAGCUUUGCACCCCACCCCCUCUGAAUUCACAUCUGCCGUUGAAAACGAAUGGAUUGAAAAGUACCGCGCUCUUUACGCAACCCAUGGUCAACUCCUCAUCAAGGCCUUCCCGGGUGCAAAGGAGCUGUUAGCGGAGCUGAAUGCCCACAAGAUCCCCAUCGCCAUUGUGAGUAACAAAGGUGUAGCGGCUGUGAAAACUGCCCUCCAGCGCAAUGGCCUGGAAGGCUAUGUCCCCGAGGAUUUGAUCGUGGGUGAUAAGACACCCGGGGCGAAGCGCAAGCCAGACCCUGCCAGUUUCGCUGUACUGGUGCCCAUUCUGCGGGAGCGACAUGGAUUACGGGACAUUAACCCACAGAAUGUACUGGUAAUUGGCGACACGGUGGCGGAUCUUCAGUUUGCAAAGAACAUUUCUAGCAAAGCCUGCUGGUGUCGGUAUGGGUAUGGAGAUCGAGAGGCUUGUCAAAAUUCUGGCCCAGAUUUCAUUGUGGAUGGUCUAGAGGAAGUUGUGGGGAUUGUAAAAGCCUGA
This is a messenger RNA of Penicillium brasilianum, 696 nucleotides long. The record is from the annotation of a GenBank genome assembly. NCBI's taxonomy places the organism in Eukaryota, Fungi, Ascomycota, Eurotiomycetes, Eurotiales, Aspergillaceae.